UAAAAAUAUUAAUGACUAACCGACAAAAUCUGAAGUUAUCUCUACAGAUACAAAUUACAAUCUCUACAAACUCUUCACUCGUUAAUCAAAUCCCGUUUUGCUAUUCAAAAUGAAUGGUUUAAGCGAGGAAGCCGAUAACACUGUUAAAUUCGGCCUGCAUUUUAACUCAUCUCUGGAGAUUGCGCUUGUCAGCUCAAACAUUUCCUCGGACUCCAAAAAUGUUGUGGAACGAUCGCAGCAAUAUAUUGACGGAAUUCGGGAGUUGCUGAGUCGAUCCAAUGAUAUCAUUGAAAUGGCGAAGGAAUCCGUCGAAACGGUGGAGAAACAACGAAAUAACGUAUUUUCUGCAAAACAAUUGUUAUCAGCACUGGAAGAGGGUCUUUCUCCUGAAAGGAAACGCAUCGAAGCAUCAAUCAAAAAAAUCAAGGGCGACUACGAGAUGAAACGACAAGAGCUGGAAAGGCUGCUAGAACAAGAAGCCACAAUACAAAAACAAAUUAAUGAAAUUAUUGAGCCGCCAAGGGUGGGCUAGAAUUUACACAAGUGCUCAUCAACAGAGCGUGGAGCAAGAUCAACCUGGACCAUCCGAUCGAUAUCCAUUGCGAGUUUCCAGUAGCGGUGGCGAAGAAAAUGUGCAGCCGUUUUUGGUUGACGCUCCCUGGUAAAAACGCCUUUCCGGUUGCCCCAGACACGGUUUACCUCUGUGUGGAUCAAUUGACGAUUCAACACGGUUAGCUGGUGACAGUUAUUUUAAUACGCAAGUACCUUGGUCAGUCAUGAAAUCAGCAAAAUUCCAUACCAUUUCGCCGGUUAGAAUCUGAUCUUGGCGGAGUUGAUCGAACACACCAUGAUAUUGCGCCAUGAAUUCUGUCUGGUACUCCUCGGAAAACAUUGAGGAUGGAUUCUGGAAAAUCACAAAGAUUUGCAUAAUUGUGACAACUAUUUAUGUGUAAAAUUUUCACCGUAUGCAGUCCUGUGAUUGUGUCGGCGCCGUAUUCCGUGAUAAUCACUGGCUUCGUAAAACGACUGGCCCACAGUUUAAUAUCGCGCGAUAACUGAUAUGGUAUGAGCUGCAGUUUUCCUGGAUCACUGUACCAUGCGAAGUAGUGGUUAAUGCAUAAGAUGUCUACCAGACCAGCCUAAUAAAUAUA
Molecule: messenger RNA, 1151 nt
Organism: Paramacrobiotus metropolitanus
Lineage: Eukaryota; Metazoa; Tardigrada; Eutardigrada; Parachela; Macrobiotidae
Exons: 5
Coding region: 110-532 (140 amino acids)
Source: RefSeq, a predicted model, not a curated record